Molecule: messenger RNA, 1496 nt
Organism: Acinonyx jubatus (cheetah)
Lineage: Eukaryota; Metazoa; Chordata; Mammalia; Carnivora; Felidae
Product: growth-regulated alpha protein-like
Exons: 5
Coding region: 129-521 (130 amino acids)
Biological process (GO): antimicrobial humoral immune response mediated by antimicrobial peptide; neutrophil chemotaxis; chemokine-mediated signaling pathway
Cellular component (GO): extracellular region
Molecular function (GO): CXCR chemokine receptor binding; chemokine activity
Source: RefSeq, a predicted model, not a curated record
CCGCGCCGAGUCGACAGGGGAUAAAAGCCGUUCUCCCGGCUCGGGGAGCCACAGAGUCCGCUCCGCCAGCCCUCCCGCCAGCCGUCCAGCUCCAGCCACCGCCGCCGCGACUCCCCGAGCUGAGCCCCAUGGCCCGCACCGCGCCCCGCGCUCCCCGGCUCCUCGGCGCCGCGCUGCUGCUCCUGCUCCUGGUCCCCGCCGCCCGGCGCGCCGCAGGGGCGCCCGUCGUCACCGAGCUGCGCUGCCAGUGCCUGCAGACCGUGCAGGGCAUUCACCUCAAGAACAUCCAGAGCGUCAAGGUGACGCAGUCGGGCCCCCACUGCGCCCACACCGAAGUCAUAGCCACUCUCAAGAACGGACACGAAGCCUGUCUCAACCCCGAAGCCCCCAUGGUCAAGAGAAUCAUCGAAAAGAUGCUAAGCAAAGUCACAUUGGAAGAUGGGAAAUUAAUUUGUUUGGAUCCUAACGCUGAAUGGGUGAUGAUUAUUAUCAAAAAGAUUAUCAACAGUGCCCCUAACUGAUGGUCACACAAGGAACAUCACAUCCUGUGGAUAUCAGAAGCCCUCAGUAUCAUCGUGAGCUUGGACAUCCUCCAGAGGUUUCUUUCAGAGUAGCAUCAAGUUAUGCUAAUUUCUGACUAAAAUGAACUGCCUUCUUUACUUAUUCUGACAACCUAAACAUUAUUUUCAGGCAGGUGGUUGGCUACUUGUGAGGGAAUAAUGGAAGGGAGGGUUAUGAAAUUUCCAUUAUGUUGUAAGAAUACUCUCUAAACUCAUAUAGUAGGUUAGAGGUUUCCUAGUUAGGCUCACUACAUUUUAGUAGAGUCCACCUUUUCCAUGCUGUGCCCUACCAGUUAACUUCCUAAGGCACUCUGGCAUUUGAUCACUGCUUUUCACUUGACCCUAUCCUUUGAUAUUAUUCCUAAUGACAUCAACAUUUUUCUUGAUUAACUUGUCAACACUCUGGCCUUUUAAUUGCUUGAACUUUUAAGUUCCAAAGGCUUUAACUUGCUCCCCAUUUUAGUCAUCCACAACCUUGGAUCUCAGUAUAAAUAAGGUUGUUUAUCUACAGUUGUCAAAACUUCAAUGCUUCUUUUACAGGAAUUUUUCAUUCAUUAUAAGAUCUAUGCAUUUAAUGAGAAGAAAAUGGGGUUCAUACAGUUGUAUGAUAGACUGGUCUUAAAUUUUAAGAAUUUACUCUUAAAUAAAGCAAACCUGAUAGAUAACCUCAGCCAAGAGUAGAGGCAACCCACCGUAGGAAACUGUAAAGUCGUCAGGUUGGAAGAGGAAGGGAAGGAAAUUUAAGACCAUUGAGACCCAAGGAAGAUCAUGAGGAUGAUGCCUCGGAAAGAUGAAAUAGAAAAUGCAGAACUAAGGCUGUGUUUUAACCAUUUAACUUCUUUUAGGUAGAAUUUCUGGAUAUGCAACACCAUAUUGAGAGAAUAUAUAUGUAUAUAAUUUUUUUUAUCAUUCUGAAAAUAAAAAUGUUUUAACAGA